UCCUACCCGUUCUGCCAGGCGCGAGCUCCGUGCAGGAAACUGAAUUGUAGGUGAUGAUGGCGGAAGGAGAGCAGCGUUGAGUUGUCUCUGAGUUUUUAUUGUAACUGUAGAAACCUCUACUACAUCGUUUCUCUCCUCCUAAUCAUCUCCCGAGACGAUGGGGAAUGAAGGCAGCAUCGAGGGAGAGGGCCAGCCGGGACAGCCCGGCUCCACUGUUCCUUCUGCGAGUGCUCCGAUUUCCAUUUCAGCACCAGCGGGCUCUGGACAGCUCAUCAAGCCCAGCAAUGGUGCGCCAACAGGAGGUACAGGGGCCGGACCCGGCCCGGGGAUUAACAGCGUCUCUGGAAGACCCCCCAGCCAGACCCUGGGUCCAGCCCCAAGGCGGGGGUCCAGACUGGGCCUGGUACAGGGGACCGCCUGGCAUCCCAGGGGGAGCAGCAGGGCCAAGGCCACGCCGCCCGUAUGAACCUCCAGGUGGACGUGGGUAGUAGCAGGAUGGGACGGUCCCCGUCGGUGUCCCCCGCCAUCACCCCCACCUCCCCCUACUCUGUGCCCCAGAUCGCCCCCAUGCCCAGCAGCAAGCUGUGCCCCGUCUGUAAGACAGCUGACCUGACGGGCACCACGGAGGACAACCAGCCAAACUGCAGCACCUGCACCCAGUGCCGAUCCAUGGUGUGCAACCAGUGUGGCUUCAACCCCAACCCGCACCUCACCGAGGUCCAGGAGUGGCUGUGUCUGAACUGCCAGAUGCAGAGAGCUUUGGGAAUGGACAUGGAGACACCUCGCUCCAAGAGCCAGCAGCAGAUCCACUCUCCGUCCCACCAAGCCAAACCAGAGCCCAUCUCUGAACCUCAAACUCAGCCCCCACCCCAGCCCCAGGCCCAACCUCAGCCCCAGUCCCAAGCCCCACCUCAGGCACAGCCUCUAACCCAGCACCAGGCUCCGACACAAGCCCAGCCCCCACCAGGCCCUAACAGACAGACUGGUCCAGGCCCAGGCCAGACCCCUCAGCAGCAUAGAGGUCCAGGGGGUCCAGUUCCAGCCCAGGGCCAGGGUCAGGGUGGGGCUCGUCUCCCCCCAGGAGCCAUCCCUCUCCCAGGCAUGGCCAAAGCCCCGUCACAGCCUGACCUCCGUGGCUCUCCCGCCCACCAGCCCCUGCCCCUCCGCCAGGACCACACCCGCAGCGCAGGGAGCUCCCCAUCCCGCCAGCCCCCGCCCCCGGCCGCCGCCCCCGAGCAGACCUUUGGAAAGCUGUUUGGAGGCUUUGGUGGCUUCGGUGCAUCCCUCCUCAACCAGGCCAGCACCCUCAUAUCAGUGGACCCGGUACCCACCCCGCCCCAGCAGCAGCAACAUCCCCCCAAACCUGCCCCUAAACCAGCCGGACCCCAAGAACCUGCAGCUGGGGCAGGGAAACCAUCAGGACCCCAUCCAGGCCAACAUGGACCCCAUGCACCCCAACAGGGCCCCCAUGCACCCCAACAGGGAUCCCAUGCACCCCAACAGGGCCCCCAUGCACCCCAACAGGGCCCCCAUGCACCCCAACAGGGCCCCCAUGCACCCCAACAGGGACCCCAUGCACCUCAAAAGGGCCCCCAUGCACCCCAACAGGGAUCCCAUGCACCCCAACAGGGAUCCCAUGCACCCCAACAGGGCCCCCAUGCACCCCAACAGGGCCCCCAGGCACCCCAACAGGGCCCCCAUGCACCCCAACAGGGCCCCCAUGCACCCCAACAGGGACCCCAUGCACCUCCCCAGCAGCAGCAGCAACAUCAGCAGGAUAAAGGUGUCUACUGUCCCCUGUGUAAGACCAGUCUGAAUGUGGGCUUGACGGCCCAACCACCCAACUACAACACCUGUACCCAGUGCCACGCCCAGGUCUGCAACCUGUGUGGAUUCAACCCUGCACCGCACCUGGAGAAUAAAGAAUGGCUCUGCCUGAACUGCCAGACCCAGAGAGCUUUGUCUGGGGCCCUGGGAGACGCUCCACUUCCUGUUCCUCAGCCAAUGGGAUCCCCACUGCACUCAGCUCCAGCCAAUCAACAACAGCCUCAGCAGAGAGGGCCCAAUCAGCAGGCAGGGCUACGGCCCACUGAUCCUCAACAGCAACAAAAACCACUGGCUGCCCAAGAUUCCAACAAGUCCAGCACACAGAGCCUCAGUGACACGGGAUACUCCUCAGAUGGGAUCUCCGGCUCCGUGGGCGAGAUCACAGGCCAUAUCUGUGAAGAUCCGGGGUUAAAGCUGAGUGAACGUAGCCUCUCCAGCCCCUCUGAGAUCACUAAGCUAGAGAGCUCCAUGCGGCCACUGCUAGAGUCCAAGUCCAAGACCGCUACAGACCAGGGCGGGGAGAACAACUCUGAAGGGGAGGUGUCGGACGAUCUCAGCUCCAAGCUGCGCCACGACUAUGUGGAGGACAGCAGCGAGAGUGGUCUGUCCCCCUUACCGCCCAGGCAGAAGAAGUCCCAUAAAGAAAUGACAGAUGAGGAGUUCAUGAGGAGGCAGAUCAUGGAAAUGAGCGCUGACGAGGAUGAGGAGGAAGAGGAGGAGGAAGGAUACGGCUACCAGAAAACUAAAAACAAAAAGGAUUUGGGGAAGGAGAAACGACGCAGCCUCACCCACCAUUCCAGUAGUUUUGAGGAGGACACCAAGGGGGUAGAUGGCGAAGACGAUGCAGGUAUGAUGGCUUCCCAAGGAGGCCUGCGGCGGUUUAAGACCAUUGAGCUGAACAACUCAGAGCAUGACCUCAGAGAGCCAGAGCUGGAGAUGGAGAGUCUGACUGGAUCACCAGAGGAGCGGUCGAGGGGGGAGUAUUCAUCCACCCUCCCUGCCACAACUCCCAGUUACACAUCUGGCACGUCCCCUACCUCCGUGUCCUCCAUGGAGGAUGACAGUGACAGCAGCCCCAGCCGCAGGCAGAGACUGGAGGAAGCCAAGCAGCAGAGGAAGGCUCGCCACCGCUCCCACGGCCCACUCCUGCCCACCAUCGAGGACUCAUCCGAGGAAGACGAGCUGAGAGAGGAAGAGGAGCUUCUGAGAGAGCAGGAGAAGAUGAGAGAUCUGGACCUGCAGAGGAUCCGCAGUACAGCCAGGAAAACCAAGAGGGACAAAGAGGAGCUAAGGGCCCAGAGACGUAGAGAGAGAUCCAAGACUCCCCCCAGCAACCUCUCGCCCAUCGAGGAUGCAUCCCCGACAGAGGAGUUGAGACAGGCAGCAGAGAUGGAGGAGCUCCACAGAUCCUCCUGCUCCGAGUAUUCCCCUUCCAUGGACUCAGAGGCAGAGGGCUUUGAAAUGAUGGGCUCCAAGCUCUACAAGUCAGGAAGCCACCACAACCUACCCACCUUCAUGUCUCUCUACUCCCCCACUGAAAAACAUACUGCCACUUCACCGUUGGACAAGACACUGAAAAGUGCAGAGGAGGUGUAUGAAGAAAUUAUGAGGAAAGCAGAGAUGCAGCAGCAGAGACAGCCAGAAAGGCCAGGCCAACAACAAGGAAGUCGGCAAAGGCAACCGCUUGGGGCACCUCAGCCUAGCAGCAAACAAAAUCUAGGCACUGAAGCACCUCUAACCCCUGGCUCCAGCCCCACACAAAUCUCUGCACCUGUUUCCUUCUCCUCAAACGACACACGUGGGGCUGGAAAAGGGGUCCCACCAGGAAUCAGUGUGACACAGCAUCUAUCAAAAGAAACCCAAGACCGGAUGAGGACGCAGACUACCAAAAUAGGGGGUGUUAUCCCCCCAGUGGCUGGAAGACCAGGUCCUCAGGGACCAGCACAGGGGGCGCCUCCUCCUGACUCUGGAGCACCCUCCAUCGCAUCCUCCCUCUUCUCCUAUUUCAAAGGCCCCAGUCCUCCUGUUUCCCCUUCCCCCUCUCCCUCACAGAGUCCCACUCAUUCCCUGUCCCUACGACCUACAGGGCCUGGGGUGUCCCCACAACAUUCUCAGCCUGGCGCUGGUGGCGCCACCUCCCCAGUACCACCGCAACAACAUGGAGCCCAGAUGCCUCGAAGAACAGCAUCGCCACGCCUUGCAAGACAACAGUCCUCCUCCGACUCACCAGUAAUGGGGAUAACGCUGGGCUCUGAGACCACCACCAGUCCUGCCAGGCCUCUGACUGUAAACUCCUCCACUUCUCCCCUGUCCUCGCCAACACAGGCUAUCCAUCAACCCAUGUAUCAGCAAUAUAUUCCUUCAACAAGCUCUCCAACGUCCCCACAAAUGCAUCUAUCUCAACAAUCCCCACAACAUGGUUUACAGAGGCCCCAAAAUGCAGAGAGGGUUAAUAUUGGUUUAAGCAUGACAAUGACAACCACAGCUACCACAUACAGUCAUGGGUCAAUAUCAAUGGAAAAUAUCUCCCUAUGUAGGAUCUCCAAUGUCCCAGGUACCUCUAGGGUCGUAGAGCAGGGCCAAAUGCAAAUGCGUCCGACUGGACCUGCAUCUGUAGUGGACCUGAGAGCACCAAUGAAGGCCGCCCCAAUCAUCAUGACAGACCAGGGCAUGGAUCUAACAUCUCUGGCAACUGAUACAAGAAGGUAUUCCCUCGAUGCUGAACAACACCCCAACCAUCACAAUUCGGUGCAGCCACUGAAUGCUGCCGUGAACCUGAAUGCACAAGAGCAGCCGCACGUUUCGGCGUCCACUCCAACAACAGUUAGUGUCACCGUGGCAGCCUCCAUGUUUAUAUCUCAGCCGAAGGGGCAUCCAGUGAUUUACGGAGAUCCCCUGCAGAACCGUAUGGAUCUGGGGCAAGGCGUUGGGUCAGCAAUGUGUCUAACACAAACUAAGCCACCCAUUACUGACCCAUCCAUUCCUAAGAUUGAUGCGUGUCUGGAGGACCUGGGCAUCCAGCAGCAGCAGCUCCAGAUGCAGCAGCAGAAGCUCCUACAGCAACAACAGCUCCUCGAGCAGCAGCUCCAGCAGCACCAGCAGUCUUCCUUUGCUCGCUAUAACCUAGCGAACCAGGUCCAGCCGCUGUUGCUGAAGAAAGACCUGGUGGUUAGCCAGACGAGCAGUGGCAGUGCCCAGCCUGUGGUCAGUGUGAUUCCUAGAGUAUCUCCCAUGCCGUCCCAGCCAGCGUCUAUAGUUCUACCUCCCUCUAACAAUCAUCAUGACUAUGGUCAGAGUGGGCUUGCCUUGGAGUUGAAGAACAAGCCCACAGUUAUCAACCUGUCCACGGGAAAGCCCCAUGUCAUGAUGGUCCAACUGGAACAUAGCAAUGCCUCUCAGAUGGCCACUGUAACUCAGCUGGUCAAAGAGCCUCCUCUUCCUCCCCAGGUCCUGGAUCUCACUGGUGGACAGAUACAGAAACCAGAGAACCAAGUGGCUUGUUGUGACGUUGUUUACAAGCUACCCUUUGCUGGUAGCUGUGCAGGUAACUUAACUCAGAAAAAUUCUACCACUGAAUCUUCCCAAGUCACUCUUCCUGCACCACACUACAGUGUAGGCCAACAGCAGCAGAAACAACAGCCGCAACAACAGCAACAACAACCACCACCUGGUAAUAAUGGCUACCAGACAGCAAGCAUGCAAGGAGCACCAGAGGAGCGUAAACCGAUGCAGGGAGUCCCUCUAUACCCUAUACCCCCUGGAGGCAGGCUUCAACCUUCCAUGUCUGACACCAACCUGUCUAAUACAGGUCUUCAGUACUAUCAGAGGACUGACUCUGGGGACCUAGCAGUGGAUCUGAGCACCAUGAAUCAGGCCUAUGAAGGAGGAUAUCUUGGCAUGGGUGCACAAUACGGAUCCUACACAGACUUACGUCAUCAAGGAGAUGCUGCAGGUCCUCCCUUGCCCCUGCGAAGGUACGGCUCCAUGUCCAACAUCAACCAAGACUACGGCUAUGGUCAGGCAGGUUUACCGGACGCCAACCUGGCACAGUAUAGUGCCACCACUGCCAGGGAGAUCAGCCGAAUGUGUGCAGCUCUGAACUCUAUGGACCAGUUCGGUCAACGGUACAGCAACCCUGAGAUGAUGCAGUAUGGUUCUGGAAGUGGAGCAGGGCCUGCAGCCAGGCUCAACCUACAGCAAAGCUUAGCAUCAAUCCGAGCCAACCUACUCUAUGGCCCUGAUGGGAGGCCCACUGCACACUGCCAAGCCCUAACCAAUCUGAUCAAUGCCAGACAAGCAAGCAUACGGGCCUUAUAUCCAUCUGCAAUGAGAGGAGCUGACGGUAUGACAUAUUCCACCAUCAACACCCCAAUAGCCUCUACCUUGCCAAUAACCACCCAGCCCUCCUCUGUUCUGCAACCCAUGCCACAAGGAAUAUACCGACCUUACCCUGCAGGCGUGACCGCUGUACCACUGGCGAGCCUCACCAGGUUGCCUCAUAUGACCCCAAAGAUGCCUCUGUCCACACAGGGACAUUAUGGUUACCCUCCUCCCAACCAGUUCCCUACAAUGGCUGGUGUUCCUGGAAGUGUGCCUGCCAUGAGCACCUCCACCCAAGAAGCUCCUGUCUACCUUGGGAAGCCUUCUGCAGCCGUCUCUGUGCACACCGCUGCAACCUUACCACUGGCCCAGCCAAUUUCUCAUAUGGGUGGACAAACUACUGCAAUGCCAAUUCAGUCUGCAGUGGUCCCUGCAAACCAACAGACCCCCCAAACUCAAAUCCAAGCACAGAAUAUUACGACGCACCCCCAUACUCAAACUCAUAUGCAAGUCCAAAUGCAGCAACAAAUGCAGCAACAAAUACAGCAACAAAUACAGCAACAAAUGCAAACUCAAAUGCAACAACAAAUAGAAACUCAAGCUUCAUUUCUGACUCAAACCCAGUCUCAGCCUAUAACUCAGCCUGAUCCACAGGUUCUAGUGCAGCCCCAUCUGCAGACCACUCGCCAGACUGCUUCUACUGCAGCAGCCAGCACCACUAUCGCCACUUCGGGCGACCCAGAGCUGGAAAAGGUAGAGGAGCGUUUGAGACAGCAACAGGAGCAGAUGCUGCAGAUGGAGCGAGAGCGUGUGGAGCUGGAGAAACUUCGGCAGAUGCGCCUGCAUGAGGAACUGGAGCGAGACCGCAUGGAGCUCCAGAGGCACAGGGAGAAAGAACAAAUGCUGGUGCAGCGCGAGAUUCAGGAGCUGCACACCAUCAAACAGCAUGUCCUGCAUCAGCAACAAUCAGAGAGGGAGACCCAGCUGGUCAUGCAGAGGGAACAGCUAGCCCAACAGAGGAUGCAACUGGACCAGAUCCAGUCGCUGCAGCAGCAGCUCCAGCAGCAGUUGGAGGAGCAGAAGAGGCAGAAGACUGCAGUAGUGGUGGCAUCGGCCGCAGCAGCCGCUGCAUCCGCAGCAGCAUCUGCUGCAGCCACUUCCACUCAAGGUGCCAUACAAGGGGUAGUAGUCGGAGGAAUAACCCCUCAAGGUGCCAUACAAGGGGUAGUAGUUGGAGGAGGAACCCCUCAAGGUGCCAUACAAGGGGUAGUAGUCGGAGGAGGAGGAACUCCUCAAGGUUUCAUCAUCUGUGACCAGAGUGGUAGGGUGAUUCAACAGGACGGCCAAAGUGUACAGUUCUGGCAACCCCACAUGGAAGGGCAGGUGGUCCAAGCAGUGGUGACCCCAAGGCCCAUACCAAGCUCUGCCUCUGAGAUGUCCUUGAGAAACAGUGAGAAUCAGUUGGGGUCCAGGAUCAUGAAGAAGCAAAACUCUAUGCCUCGUCUUAGGGAUGGAUCAGAGGAGGAGCUGGUGAGGAGGAUUGCAGAUAGCUGCGUGCAGACGGACGAUGAAGAGGGUGAGGACAGGUACAUGAACCGCAGGGGCAGGAGAACCAGGCGGAUCGCCGACUGCAGCGUCCAGACAGACGACGAGGAUCAGGCAGCUUGGGAGCAACCGGUUAGGCGCAGGAGAUCGCGCUUAUCCAAACAUUCAGACUCUAGCAGCGAGGUCAAAUCCGAUGGAACCGCCAAAGUGUCCUCCUCUAGCAUAGCCAUUCAGACCAACAACGACUCCUCAUGCCAGACUGAGGCCGACCAGUUGGGCAGGAUCUCACCUGCAAUCCACAUCACUGCGGCUGAGACAAAUAAGGUGGAGCUGCUUCACUACAUCUCUGCCCCAGAGAGGACCCAUAAGGGUGAGAGCUUGGCCUGUCAGACAGAACCGGAGGCCCAGUCUCAGGGGGUGGUGGCCCCUCAGCUCAGCGUCCCCACCACCAUCAGCCCAUAUUCCACCUCUAUGCAGAUGGUGGGCUCCACCCCACCUCCUCCCCAAGGGGUGGCUAAGUUUGAAAGGAGGAAACCCGACCCCCUGGAUAUCAACUACCAAAGCCAGCAGCAGAACGAGUCCCCAUCUCGCCAGCCUCCCAAGUCUCCCCAGGUGCUGUACUCCCCUGUGUCCCCGCUGUCGCCCCAUCGGAUGCUGGAAACCACCUUCGCCUCCCAGGAGAAGCUCAACAAGGCGCACGUCACGCCCCAACAGAAAGCUUUCACUGCAGAGUCUCCUCAGCGUCACCAGAGCCUCCCCAGACCUAUCAAGAGUGUGCAGCGCUCCAUGUCGGACCCCAAACCCCUCAGCCCCACCUCAGAAGACCCUGCCAAGAACAGGUUCUCCCCUUACCAUCAGCAGGCCCUCUCCAACAGUCAGAUGGCCACCCUGCAGCAGCAGCAGAACUCUCUGAUGAGAAAGGUGAAGAGGACCCUGCCCAGCCCGCCUCCAGAGGAGAGCCCUCUCCCCAUCGUCACCCCAGCCAUGUCCCACAUGUACAGCAGCUCUCCGGGGAUGCAGCCCCAGAGGGUGCUGCCCAGGCCUGCCCAGGGGGUCACCAAGGCCGGCCUGCUGAGCGAGCUGAAGGCCGUGGAGCAGGAGUCCACCAAGCUCCGCAAGCAGCAGCAGGAGCUAGAGGAGGAGGAGAAGGAGAUUGACGCCAAGCUGCGGUACCUGGAACUGGGCAUCCAUCAGCGCAAGGAGACCCUGGUGAAGGAGAGGGAGAGGAGGGAGCUGGCCUACAUGCGCUGCAUGGGUGAUGCCCGCGACUACAUGUCAGACACCGAGCUCAAUAACCUAAGGAUGGUGGCGGCCACGGGAACGUUCGACGGUAAUGGUCUGCUGACGAGGCCCAGCACGGCGCCGCUGAGCCAGUUCCCCAACGACCUCGGCCCAGCCUCCCAGUACCCGCCCACCUCCUCCUACAUGGCCUAUCAGUACCCACAGAGCCAGCCCACGCCCACACAGCAGCCAACCGCUGCUUACCAACAGAUCGGUUUCCAGCCCCCUCAAUACCCUACAGCCUCCCAGCCCCAGCCAGGCACCUUCCAGCCCCACCCACCCCAAGGCCCAGGCUACCAGACCCAGCCAAGCUACCCAGCCCACGGGGGCUACGGCCAGCCUUCCUACCCGACAGACCUGGGCAUGCAGCAGCAUGGCCACCAGGGUUUCCAGCCUCCCAACCCCUCUAUCCCGGGCCAGAACCUCCCCUACCAAGGCCAGAGCCCAUAUUCUGGCCAGGGCAUGUCCUUCCAGCCACAGGCUGAGAUCCUCACGGUCCACCAGAGGCCUCAUCAGACCUCCCUGGCUGACCUGGAACAGAAGGUGCCCACCAACUACGAGGUGAUCAGUAACUCUGCCGUGUCGGUGGCCACAUCAGCUCCAGACACCGGCUUUGGCUCAGUCUAUACCUCCAACACCAUGCCCAAUGCCUAUGGGCAGUACCGCCCCCCGGAGCCAGUCCUGACCCACGGUGUGGACAGCCCCACAUCGGCCUACGCUGCAGACGGCCUCUACACCGCAAACCUGGAGCAGAACAUCCCCAGGAACUACGUCAUGAUCGACGACAUCAGCGAGCUGACCAAAGAGAACACAUGCUCGUCUGUUGACGUUCUGGGACAUCCUGUUGCAGGACGCUAUGGUGAGAAUGGCCCUGUGCGCCAAACUGGCUACGGCAAUGAGCCUGUGGACCCGUACAUGUCUGCAGGCACAACAGGCUACCACCAGCAGGGCUCUGUGGACCCCCGGAUCAGCACCACUGUAGGUGGUGGGGGAUCUUCUUAUUACUAUGAUGACUAUAAUAAACUUCCCAGCACAACACGCCCAGGGGGCCCGGGGACCCAGAAACACCCAUCCAAGAACCUGGCUCCCGCCGUUGUCUCCUCCAGUAAGCGCAGCAAGCACAGAAAGCAGGGCAUGGAGCAGAAGAUCUCCAAGUUCUCCCCCAUCGAGGAGGCGCGGGACGUGGAGUCAGACCUGGCCUCUUAUACCAUGACCACCUCCACCGGCGGCAGCUGCACGGUGGUGUCUCGGUCCGGGGUGAAGAAGAGCGGCUACGACCAGCGGAAGUACUAUGGUGGCCACCCGGGAAGCCGGGAAGCACUGGAAGAGGAGGACCGGAUGUACGGCUCGGGGUGGUCCCGGUCUACUGGCUACGGCAUGGACAAGAUCUCCUCCAGGGACUCCACCAGGACCAAGUCCUACGAGAGGGAAGCCAUGGAGCGGUCUCAGAGAGGCGGUGGCGGACGGCCUGGACUGCGCACCCAUAACUCAGAGGAGGAGAGCCCCCUCAGCCCCGUUGGGAAGCCUGUGGGGGUCGGACGAGGUGGCACAGGGGUACCAGUGGACCCCCAUGACGUGAGGAACCAGUACGGCUCCAGCCACUCCCUGCCGGAUGUCCAGGACCACCACAUGAAGGACCUGCCCAGGAGCCACGUGUACAAGCCAGAUGACCCGUAUCUCGUAGACGAUCAGCACGCUGCUGUGUCGGACAGUGAAGCCUAUCAUCUGGGUCAGGAGGAGACGGACUGGUUUGAGAAGCCAAGGGAGGCUCGCUCCAACCGCUCCAGACACCAUGGGAGCGCAGGGCACAUCUCCACUGGUAGACAACAGACCAGCGCCAACGUGAAGCACACCUACCAUGACUAUGAUGAGCCUCCCGAAGAGCACGACCUGUGGCCUCAGGACGAGUACAACAACCAACCUCGCCACCCCUCGUCCACCUCAUCAUCCCGCGACCACCGCGGUCACCUUGGCAGCAGCGGCGGCAGCUCGGGGAGGCACUCCUCUUCCCGCCACUCCGGUGAGGAGCCUCGGACGUCCAGCCGCUCCUCCAGAACACACCCCAAAGACCAAUCCGCCCGCUCUGAGGGCCGUGGAUCCUCCUCCACCCAGAAGAGGGGAGGCUCGGAACCCCGCUCCUCCCGGGAUGGUUACCGGGACUCUGGAGACUACUCCUCUCGUGACCCGGCCUCCGGCCACCACCGUGAGGGCACCAGUGGCAGGGGUCAGAAGCUGCCAGGCUCGUCCUCCAGGAGACAGGAAGGGGUUCCUUCUGCAGUGGCCAAGCAGGGUCUGGGGCAACAGCCCCAGGGGGGUCCAGGCGGGCAGCAACAACAGCCCCAGGGGGGUCCAGGCGGGCAGCAGCAACAGCCCCUUUCAGGCAGACAGCCUGGGUCCCAGGGGCCAGACGGGGGCCAACCGGCCCAGCAACCUGGCCAGCAGCAGCAACGAACCCAGCAGCAGCAGCAGCCUCCACAGCAGAGCCAGCCUUCCCAGAUCAUAGCCGGGGGCCCUCAGGCCACUCCAGUCACUGCAGGGCCAGGACCCAUGGCAGGACCCAUGGCAGGACCAGGGCCGGCACAACAGCAGGCUAAACCUGGCCAGACUCCGGCACAAGGCCGGCAGCCAGCUGGACCUACCGCAGGCCAGCCAACAACCACAGCCAUGACUUUUGCCACACCUGCAGCAGCUAUUGGGGGGAUGAAACCUGCAGCAACGAUUGGGGGGGCAGCAGUAGCAGCACAGCCACCCAAGACAGCUACACCACCCCUCACAGGCAUCGGCUCUAAAGCAACCCCCCCUGGAGGGAUAGGUAGCAGGCCUGGUGGGAUCGGCAGUGCAGCGGCAGGCCAGCCCCCAGCGGAGGGCGUCAAUGUUCUCACCAAUAUCCUGGGAGGGGCGGGAGGGGCAGCUGAACAGGCGGGGAAACUGGGAGAUGCUAUUUCUGGCCUCGGGAAGAAGUUCACUUCAUUUUGGUGAACGGAAGAAAGGAGGGGUAUGAGGAGUUGCGAUGGAGGGGGAUUGGAGGCUUGGUACUAGUAAAAUCUAUGAAACUGUUUUCGGCAUUUUAUACAUUUCGCUAUCACAACGAAGCGGAGAAGGAGGAGGUGGGUAUCUGAGAGCAUCAGUGAGUAUCUCAUGAAAUAAAUACAUGUCUUUACA
Salmo salar (Atlantic salmon) is the source of this 12135-nucleotide messenger RNA. Its product is annotated as protein bassoon. Lineage: Eukaryota; Metazoa; Chordata; Actinopteri; Salmoniformes; Salmonidae. Gene Ontology annotation, molecular function: structural constituent of presynaptic active zone; metal ion binding. The record is from RefSeq and is a predicted model, not a curated record. Gene Ontology annotation, cellular component: cytoskeleton of presynaptic active zone; axon; glutamatergic synapse. Gene Ontology annotation, biological process: presynaptic active zone assembly; protein localization to synapse.